AAGGGAGUUUAGGUGGUUCCGGUAUGGGGAUAAGACGUGCAGGGUUUCAGAUGCGAAAGUCGCACCCAACCGCUUCACUCUCGCUCUAGGCCAUCCACAGCGGCCCUGCUUCCUUCCACCUGCGAGCUUUUUCUGCAGAAUGCGGGAAGCCGCCGCCGCCGCCACAGAGGAGGGGGCGGAGGCAGAGGCGGAGGCGGCACCCAGUGGCCGGGGCAGGGGAGGCCGGGACCAUCGCAGUGACUAUUUUUCUGCAGCAGCGGCAGCAAGGACGGUUGCUGCAGGUUCGGGGUCGGCCGGCCUGCGCGUGGGUUUGCGAGGACGCUCUUCGUCCCCUGCGCUGGGGUGUCCGACAGCGAGGAGGAGAACGACGCACGGAGCCCGCGCGAGUGGAACCAGCAAAGAAAGCUCCAUCGGUCGGCAGAGGAGAAGGGGGAGGAGGCACGGCCGAGGCAAACGAGCGGACGCCUUGUUGCCGGGUGCCGGUAUCACGCCGCUGCACGCCUUCCAACAAAACCCACCGCGGCCCGCGUUGCAGCAGCCGGACGGAUGCCAAGGCCACUCGGCAGGCACGGGGGCAGCCGUCGCAGUCGCCGUCCCACACGGGCUGCGGACACCGAGGGUUGCUGGACCCUUCCCAGCUGUAAGAAUUUACAGCUACAAUCCAAGAAAUGAGAUUGCAUUUUACAAGAAAAGAAGGCUGAUAAUUCUUGCCCAAAACAGGAGAAGUAGAAGGAAUGUGAGAGAAAAUAAUGUAGAUUCCGUCCAGGAAGUGCUAGAUGCUUUCCUGAUUUACAGAUGGCUUCAGCUGAAACUACAGGAAAUGACUCAUGGUUAUCCCUGAAGAUAUUAGAGCCAGCUUUCCAUUCCUUAGGGCUGAUGCGUAGCAGCUCUUUGAUAAAUAUUUGCUAAAUAAAUGACAAAUUUUAGAA
Symphalangus syndactylus (siamang) is the source of this 929-nucleotide messenger RNA. RefSeq lists its product as uncharacterized. The record is from RefSeq and is a predicted model, not a curated record. NCBI's taxonomy places the organism in Eukaryota, Metazoa, Chordata, Mammalia, Primates, Hylobatidae.